Entrophospora sp. SA101 is the source of this 807-nucleotide messenger RNA. The record is from the annotation of a GenBank genome assembly. NCBI's taxonomy places the organism in Eukaryota, Fungi, Glomeromycota, Glomeromycetes, Entrophosporales, Entrophosporaceae.
AUGAGAAUAGAUGAAGAAAAAAUAGCUCAAUUAGAAAAAAAAAGCAUUUCUCUUGAUAACAAAAUAGAAGAACUGUAUAAGAAAAAAGAAGAUACUUCAACAUUAACGUUUAAAGUUGAAAAAAUUGAUGAAAAUAUUAAAACUGAAUGUAGUAAAGCUCCAAUUCCUGUAAUAAUUCAUAAUUUUAGAGGAUAUGACUCACAUUUAAUUUGCCAAUCAGUAGCUAAAUCAGCUGGUGUGCAUCAAAUUUGUGUUAUUGCAGAAACUUUUGGACAAUACAAAACAAUGAAAGUAGGCCAAAUAAAAUAUAUGGAUUCAUACCAAUUUAUGAAUUCUAGUUUAUCAAGUCUUGCCAAUAACUUAGGCGCAAUAAAAUUAAAACAUUAUAAAAAUUAUACAAAAGAACAAAUUGCAAUGGUUUGUCAAAAGGGGAUUUAUCCUUAUGAAUAUAUUGAUUCUCUUGAAAGAUUUUUAAAAACUGAGCUUCCUCCUAUUGAAAAAUUUAAUACACAUUUUCCUAUAGCCACUCAUGAUAAACUUAAGGAUUUACCACCAGUGAUUGAAAAUAUUCCAGUAAAACACAAUUGGCUUAAUUCUUUUAUAUUUAUGACUGAAACUGAGGAUAUUUAUAAGGAUAUGGCAGAAAGGCCAGAUUUAUUUGAUCUUAAUAAUUCUAAAGUUAUUGGAUUAUUCAAAGAUGAAUUUCCUAAUAAUGUAAUUGCAAAAUCAUACCAAAUUCGCUCUAAACUUUACCAUUAUGUAUUGGCUGAUAAAACCACAAAAUCAAAACACAAAGGUGUGGUAUGA